UAGCUCACCCACCGAAGACAACAUCCUAUAAAUAACACUUCGUGCGUCACUUAGCGAAUCUUAAUUGGAUCAGGAACCAUCGACAUUACUCCCGGUACCUGAAUAUGGCUUCGCGUCAAGGCAAGCCAGAGGAGGAGCUGUUCUUUUCGCGACCCUUGAAUGGAGAGGACAGUCCUACCGUCGAACCUCUGAGAAUCUCCAAACCUACCAGUCCCAAGCCACGCGCAGACUCAGCAGCGUCAGGUCGAUUCAACUAUCCGCCCCCAAGCAACAGUAGCAGUAAACUCACAUUCCCUCUACCUCCCGGCGCCUCAAGCUCUGCGAGCCCUCUUCCCUAUCCCGAGGACGAAGAUUUAUAUGCAAAGCCUAUCGAGUCUCGCAAGCAACGGCUUCCAUAUCCCGACGAUUCGAGACCCAACCCGAACAGAACAGGAUCUGGAGGGUCAAGUCAAGAUAACAGCAGACCGUCACCGAGCAGGAAGGGUACAAAUGACACAACUCCGCGAAUAAGCACAAGUCCCGUCGACAAGAGAGGUCCAGGUCUGGCAGAAAGACGGGGGACUGCCCCUAAACCUCUGCCAGAGUCUCCAGGUCUAAAUCUUCCUGACAAGGAAGGUUUGUUUGCGAAGCAACCCCGAAGAGACCCAAAACCUUCCCAAGGCGCAAGUCGCCCUGGUCAAACAAACGCGACCUCCUACCCCGAGUUUCGUCCACAGCAGCAGCAACAGUAUUAUCCUCCGCCUGUCCCAGGAGCAGCCGAGCUUAAUGGGACGUCUGCAGAUAAUCCAAACUUGAUAGCUCCCACUGCUAGCGCCAUGAAUCGUUUUGCCUCUACAGCGUCAACCUCAACGACAAGAGCUACUCGAGGUUCUCCCCCACCUCCAGAGACUCCCAUUUUGGGUCCCGGUGAUCCGGCUGGUGGUGGCAUUGAAGCUCGUUAUGCUGCUGCGGGCAUAUCAGGGACAGCUACUUUAAGUAGCUUACAAGCUCAGAAUGCUGCAGCCGCACAAAGGAUGAACCAGUAUGGACCUCCACCAGUUCCUCAACUUCCACUGUCGCCAGGCUUUGCGCCAGCUCAGCCGCAAAGUAUACCCAGGCCUUGGACACCUACAGAGUCCCCAGACAAUCAACCGCAUGGGCCUCCUACGGUCUAUCAAGGUCCAAAUCAAGUGACAGCCUCAUCUUCCCCACCACGUCAGCAAGAACCGGCACGCCAACGCCCAGGCUCACAGCCGAAUGCUCUGGAGCAAGACUUUCAACGCAUGCAACUUUCUCCUUCACCACCUCCAGCUUAUUCGAGCGUCACUCCAGGUGUGAAUGGCAAUGCUCAGUCAUAUCCUCAAGAAAAACGCUCUAAUGUACCCGCCAACAUAAGCACUGCUUCGAGGCCGGAUAUCGCUUCACCUAUGACCUCGCCUGCAUUGCAACAUCCGGGACAUCCCGCCUUUGCAAAUGACCCAAGAGAUGAACCCGCAUAUCCUCAGCAACCAGUACAGUCGAUGGCCGCAAUAGCCACAGCUGCACCUGUACAACAAUUUGCUAAUGCGUCACCCUUUCAAGGUGCUGGGCCUUCGUCUCCACCACCCCUUCCAGAAGGGUGGAUAGCCCAUCUUGAUCAGAACUCUGGUCAAUAUUAUUACAUCCACCUACCCACACAAGCCACACAAUGGGAAUUCCCUAAAGGUCCACAACCUCUGAAUGACAUCGCGCCAUUGUCCCCAACAAUGUCUACCUAUGGCAACCCACUGGCCUCGCCCGGACUCAGCGCAUUUGGGAAGACUCCUUUGGGCUCCCCUGGCUUCCCACCACAUACUCCUGGCUACGCCGAGAGUAUAAUGAGUAUGACUUCACAAACACCCACUGCUGCUGGAUUCUCCGGUCCUCCCCCAAGUGCUGGAGUUGAUAUGUAUAAAGUGGCUCCUACAAAUGGAGUGUAUUUUGGUCCAUACCUAAGAUACGUCAAUAUGGACUUCGAAAGAGGCGUUUGGCUUGGUACCAUCAUGCUUGUAACUGAUGCUUUACAACCUCCAACCAUUCACAUCCAUCAAAGUGUUGAUCUCUCUCCGAAUCCGCGCCAACUAAAACCUAAUCCAAUCUUCACACAUCAACGUUAUACCUUCUAUAGAUACGAUGUUGACCUGCAAAUGGGAGAUGGCCCGAGUGACAAGUGGACCUAUGCUAUAACAUCACAUCUUGGCUGUACUCGAUAUGAGUUCCUCGUGGCAGGCCGGUAUGAGACGAAUUGGCGAUUUAUAGCACAUUCCGGAAAUGACUUUGCAAUGAACACGAAUCUGAACGAACGUUCAAAGCUCGGUGGCAUUGGCUUCAUGUGGAAAGAUAUCUUGCAAAAGAAUGUCGAGUGUGGUGGCUUUCAUGUCCAGCUUGGAUUGGGCGAUCAGAUUUAUGGAGACAGGUUAUGGAAAGAGGUUCCGCUGCUCAGACAAUGGCUUGCCAUGAGCGGCAAGGAUAACCGAAAGAGCGCAGCGUGGACUGCAAGGCACGAGGAAGAUGUCUCUCAUGCUUAUUUCCAUUAUUACACAAGCCAUUUUGAUCAACCGUACUUGAGGGAGGCAUUCGCUCAAAUUCCUCACGUGCUUCAAAUUGACGAUCAUGAUAUUUUUGACGGCUUCGGAUCGUAUCCCGAGUACAUGCAAUCAUCAAAUAUGUUUAAAAACAUUGGACGCAUCGGCAUUGAGAUGUAUCUUUUGUUCCAGCAUCAUACGACUUUGGAGAUUCUCCGAAAUGUUAACACUGACGUUGACCUCUUUACGAUAACUGGAACCGGAUGGCAUUUUGUAAAGUAUCUAGGACCUGCGGUUGUGGUUGUUGGACCAGACUGCCGCUCUGAGAGAAAUCAGCGCCAAGUUCUGGCAGGACCGACGUAUCAAGGAAUUUUCCCCAAAGUUGCAACAUUGCCACCAAGCGUUCAGCACUGUAUAUGGAUGGUUUCCGUUCCGAUUGUAUAUCCUCGCCUGGAUACAAUGGAGAGUAUCACUCAAACUAUAUCAGCUGCGAAGAAGGGAGUCACUGGAACCUACAAUCUCCUUGGGAAGGUCACGAGCUCUGUAGCCGGCGUUGUUGGAGGGAAAGAAGCAGUCGCUUCCGGUUUCUCGCAAGUAAAGAAAGCAGUCGGCAAGUCAGGCUUGAUGGGCGGUGUCCUCAACACGUUUGGAGACAUUGACAUUGCAGAUGAGCUACGAGAUAUGUGGACACAUGAAUCCAAAGAUCUCGAAAGAACAUACUUGAUCAGGACGUUGCAAGGAAUUGGACACCAGAAAGGCAUCCGCAUGACUUUCUUAUCCGGAGAUGUGAACUGCUGCGGUGCAGGAUUGCUGCAUGAUCCAAGUCACCCAAGUGACCACAAGACAAUGUAUCAGGUCAUCUCCUCUGCUGUUGUAGCUGCACCUCCACCAUCUUAUGUCCUCAAGAUGCUACACAACAACAAGCCUCUCUACGUGCCACAAAACGGCCAGAAGACCACCAACACAGUCUCAGACACAAAAGAAGACAUGAUGGAAAUCUUCCAAACAGACACCAACGGUGGACCUCGAGAGAUGAAGAAGCUGAUGGGCAGAAGAAAUUACGUUGCCUUUGUAGCAUAUGACCCUGAAGUCGUCGCCGGCACAUCAUAUGCUGGCAGCAUGCACAGCGGACAGCAAGGUCUAGCGAAGCUGAGUUUGGCGGUUGAUUUUGUGGUUCAAGGAGAUGGUGGUUUCAGUCCGCCCACCAAAUACGGGCCAGUAAUCAUUCCUGGUCUUGAAUUCGGGCGAUAGGAGCGCUUUUAACGAUUCCCUUUACAAAAGAAGAUAUCAAGCAUUUCAUGAAGAAGGAGUUGUAGGGGAGCGUUUGAAUAUUAUUUUUGUUUUCCUCUAUCUCCCACACAGCGAAGAGAAGAAAUAUGAUAUAAACCGAAUCAAAGCUAGCAUAUGCACAUUCGCUCAAACUCGAAGUGAACAGUCCUAUCAAAGCAUACUCCAAUCCCCUCCAUGACUUGGGAGUCACAGAUCAAAGAGCUUCUUCACUUGUUGAUAUGUAUCGUCUGGGUU
Messenger RNA from Mollisia scopiformis, 4046 nucleotides. RefSeq lists its product as uncharacterized. The transcript is spliced from 3 exons. The record is from RefSeq and is a predicted model, not a curated record. Gene Ontology annotation, cellular component: membrane. Gene Ontology annotation, molecular function: protein binding. Lineage: Eukaryota; Fungi; Ascomycota; Leotiomycetes; Helotiales; Mollisiaceae. Bases 105 to 3773 code for a protein of 1222 amino acids.